This is a messenger RNA of Dunckerocampus dactyliophorus (ringed pipefish), 4401 nucleotides long. Its product is annotated as lysophosphatidylserine lipase ABHD12-like. Gene Ontology annotation, biological process: phosphatidylserine catabolic process; monoacylglycerol catabolic process. The record is from RefSeq and is a predicted model, not a curated record. Gene Ontology annotation, cellular component: endoplasmic reticulum membrane. The transcript is spliced from 12 exons. Bases 46 to 1191 code for a protein of 381 amino acids. Gene Ontology annotation, molecular function: phosphatidylcholine lysophospholipase A1 activity; monoacylglycerol lipase activity. NCBI's taxonomy places the organism in Eukaryota, Metazoa, Chordata, Actinopteri, Syngnathiformes, Syngnathidae.
CUCGAUACAGCAGCUGGCUAGUGACUCGAUCUUGUCGAACAUGCCAUGGCUGACUUAAUGACUUUGUGCAGUGUUAAGGAACCAGGAAGACAAAGCUGCAGACUUUGGACACAUUUAGCAAUAGGAAGGAAAGCAAUCAAACAUGGCGGUAAUGAAGAGAGCAGUAUCCUUUCUGAUUGCUGUGUAUGUGUCAGCGCCGCUCGUGCUCUACCUGCUCCCUUGGACUUUGGGAUACGCCAUAUUUGCUCACCUGUUGAGAGUUCCAUUGUUUGUGGAUCUUGGCCGCCCGGAGAAAACACUGAACCACACAUGCAACUUCUACCUCGGUCCCGAGGACGGCAUCACCGUGGGUGUCUGGCAUACGCUCCCUGCCAGCCAAUGGGGCGAGGCCGCAGGGAGGAGCCCCGAGUGGUACCGGGAGGCUCUUGGAGACGGAAGCCCUGUGAUGAUCUAUCUCCAUGGCAACGUGGGGAACAGGGCCAAAGAUCACCGCGUGCAGCUGGUGAAGGUUCGUUUUGCGGCUCACCGUGCACACAUUUUUGGAAGGUGUGGGUGAACUGCUCCCAUCCGUUUUAUAUGUUGCAGAUUUUAAGCCGAGCGGGGUUCCACGUCCUGUCUUUGGACUACAGAGGCUUUGGGGACUCCACGGGGCAGCCGAGCGAAAGCGGUUUGACCACAGACGCCCUCUACCUGUACGAGUGGGUGAAGCGGCACAGCGGGGGGUCUCUGGUGUGCAUGUGGGGACACUCCCUUGGAUCUGGGGUCGCAACCAACGCUGCGGUGAAGGUGCAAGAGCGAGGGUCCAGUCUAGACGCUUUGAUCCUUGAGGCUCCGUUCACCAGAAUAGGAGAGGUGGUUGCGGUCUAUCCGCUGACUAAGCUCUACACAUUCCUUCCAGGCUUUGAAGACUUCCUGUGGGACACUUUGGAAGCAAACAACCUUGUGUUUGCUAACGAUGACAACGUAAAGGCUCUUACCUGCCCCCUGCUCAUACUGCAUGCGGAGGAUGACGACAUAGUUCCAUAUCACAUGGGUCAGAAGUUGUACCAGGUGUCCCUGCGGGCUCACCCGGAACGCCACACAGAAAUGAUCUCCUACAAAGCGAGCCACGGCUUCUCUCAUUGUGACAUCUACUUGGACCCCAACCUGCCCGAGUCCGUGGGGGAUUUCCUGAAAACCCUUGGAGGCUAGCGUGACGAUCACACGGUACGUCCACGCCUCAUCGUGUAACAUACUGUACGGCACUACGACUAAUUGCACUUUGUGUGGCCGUAACCUCAUGCCACAUGCUGUUAGUGUCACACGUGCAGUACAUACUCUUACUGUAACAUACAUACUGUAUGAAAUACCGUGUAUGUUACAGUAACAUGACGUACUGCGUGUUACUCUAACAUACACACAGUAUGGCGCACUUUUUACACAUGAGAUGCUGUUCACAUGCACGUGAUGUACUGUAAUGCUGGAGCAGAAACACAGCAUCUUGUGUGUUACUGUAACCUACGUGUCACAUAUUGUCUGCUAGCGUAACGUGCUACUGUGACAUGCACGCGGACUGCUGCCACUUGGAUGUGUGGAUACUGGCUGUUAGUUACUGUGACAUGCGUACGACAUACUGUAUGUUACAGUAACAAACGACACACUGUUACAUGGCACAGUGCAUGUUACAGUAACAUGCAUGACAUACACCGUUACAGUAACCAUGCAUGUUACCGUUACAUACUGUACAUAGGACACAGUGUGUUAUUGUAACAUUUCACGUCUUACUGCGAUGCGAUGCACUCACAGUAAUGUACAUUUGACAUCCUGUAUGUUACAGUAACACACAUUUACGUGUGUGUUACUGUAAGAUAUGCAACAAACCAUGUCACUGUAACGCCAUGUUACAUACUGUGGGUCACUGUAACAUGUUAUACAUGUAACAUGCAUAUAGUGUACUGUAUGUUACUGUUACACAUGUACACUUUGUUACAAUGCUACAAGCUGUGUUGCAGUAACACACAUUUGACAUGAUGUGUGUGACUGUAACAUGCAUGUUGCUCACUGUCUUGGCUGUUUUUAUCCACCCAUUGCGUUGCUGUGUGUAGUUCUUUUGACACCAUGAGUAGGAUUGGUGUGUGACGUCUGUGCCUCAGGUACACGACGCUUGAGGGCCAUCUAGUGGCGUAAAUGUGACAUAACAAAAUGAUAAUGGAAUAAUAAUAAACCAAAUGAUAAUAUGUUUGUUUGUUUGUUUUUUUAAAAAGGUCGAAAUUAUCGAUUGUUGCUACAUUUUAGCAAAAUUAUCAACCAACAGAAUUUAUCGUGACGGGCCUGCAUUUGUUACAGUAACGCACAUUUGACAUGUUUUUCCCCACACUGCAUCUUAAACAUGAAGAAAAAACUUGACCGUCAUUUGGCUACACUGAAACUUUAAUGUCGACAUUGGCAGGAAGGAAAUGGAGCGGAAGGCAGUCAUAUUUGUGGAUCGAGUCCCGCGUGAGUGAAUGGUUUAUGUGAAAAUGUUGUAACAGGCAAAAGAAGACGUGCUUUGUUGAUUUAAAAAAAAAAAAAAAAAAAAAGCGUAAACAUAACGUGUGUUACUUCCUGGCUUUGGGGGGCGUGGAACAACGUCACAUCUUCUUGAGCGCUCGGGCGGUUUCCUCAAUGGCCUCUCUGGGCUCGUUGGGUGGGGGGAUCUUGAGGUCGGUGGGCUCCACCCCCCACACCUCGGUGGCGUACUCGGCGAUGGUUCUGUCGCUGGAGAACUUUCCAGUGGCCGCGAUGUUCUUCACCACCAUCUUGGUCCACUCUUUGGGUUUCUAGAGGAGGACGUGAAGGAUGGGACAUGUCAUCGUCUGUGUCUAAGGUAUUCCGUUGUCAAAAUGAAGUACAAAUAUCCAACCCCGUGGCCACUUUAGGUACCUGGUAGAGUUUGCUGACUUUCUCUUGGCAUUUCAGAUAUGCUUCAAAGUCUGCAAACACUUUGAACCUGAAGAGCAACACAUUUGAUGCAAACAUUGUCGUUUUAGUUGAGGAGUUGUGUUGUUUUUGUUCAUUUGUCAUGUUUCUGCCCACCGGUCGUGUUUGAAGAGCAUCUCGGUCAAGUCUUUGAAUAAAUCAGGAUUCUUGGGGCUGAAGAAACCACUCGUGAUCUGGUCCAUCACUUGUUUCAGCUCAGGGAUCUUCUUGUAGUGAGACAUGGCAUCAUAUCUAAGAAAACAUCAAACACUGCAGUCAUAGACGGGGUGUUAAUUUACCUCAAGCGAGACGAGGGCGUGGCAUUGAUUGGUGAGAGAUGUAGACAACAGUACGACAUGUGUAACAUAGCACAGCUGAGUAGUGCGACGGUUCAAAAUGCACGCAGAGCUAGAUAAAGCUGCUAUAUCAAGGGUGUACAAAUGUUUUUUCCAGCGAGGGUCACAGUUUGGAAAAAUGAAAGGAUGCAACUUGAUGCAUUCUGGGAAAACUUUAAAAUAGCUUUUUUUUCUUUUUAAACUUGUAUUGGUACAUGUUUGUAUAUUUUUUUUAGGUAUACCUUUUGAGUGUUAAGUUGCUGUGUGAUGAGUUUAAUGUUGUUGCUAAGAUGCCACCGUGAGUCAGACUGUUACAUUGAGUGAUGACCUCCUGUGACUUCCAAUGGGUUGACAAACUCAUCGAGUUUUUUCAGAGCUCAUGAUUGGCUCCUGUCAAAUAAAGAGCUGCCUGGUCCUCCCGGACUUGUUCUAUGACAUGGACAUGUGCGGCUUAUAUUGUAUGUGUACAAAUCUGUCUUUUCUUCUAUUUUUUGUUUUUCUAUUAUCUGCCUUUUAAAAAUUUUCCAACUAUUUCAACUUCCUUCUUGUAAAUGUUCUUCUUCCAUCCAUUUUCCUCCGCUUAUCCGGGUCCGGGUUGCGGGGGCAGCAGUAGGGAAGUCCAGACUUCCAGGUCCCCGGCCACCUCCUCCAGCUCCACCGGGAGGACAGCAAGGUGUUCCCAGGCCAGUUGUGAGACAUAAUCCCCCCAGCGUGUCCUAGGUCUGCCCCGGGCCUUCCCCCAGCCGGGCAUGCCCGGAACACCUCACCAGGGGGGCAUCCGGACUAGAUGCCCGAGCCACCUCAACGGGCUCCUCUUCGUGUGAAGGAGUAGCGGCUCUACUCUGAGCCCCUCCCGGAUGACCGGAUUUCCUCACAAUAUUACGAGUUCAUUCGAGCAAAAUGGACUUUUUCUCAUUAGAACACACCUUUUUCUUGUAAUGUUUUGUCUUUUGUUGUUUUUUUUAAUUUUGUACUUCAACUUUCUUCUUGUAAAUGUUCUCGUCAGAAUUGCGACUUUAUUGCCAAGUUUUAUUUACUUUUCCUCACAUUACAGCAUUAUUCUCAUAAAAUUGCAACUUAUUCUUUUUCCAUUCUUGCUGCUGCUGUUUAAAAAAAAAAAAAAAAAAAA